This is a messenger RNA of Microtus ochrogaster (prairie vole), 1008 nucleotides long. RefSeq names its product zinc finger protein 709-like. The record is from RefSeq and is a predicted model, not a curated record. NCBI's taxonomy places the organism in Eukaryota, Metazoa, Chordata, Mammalia, Rodentia, Cricetidae. Bases 1 to 1008 code for a protein of 335 amino acids. The transcript is spliced from 4 exons.
AUGUUGUACAAAUAUUUGCAAAGACAUGAGUGGAUUCACAGUGGACAGAAGCCCUAUGAAUGUCUGCAGUGUGGUAAAGCUUUUUAUGUCCACAGUGCCCUUCGAUAUCAUGAAAAGACCCACAGUGGAGAGACGCCUUAUGGUUGUAGGCAUUGUGGGAAAGCCUUCACUCAUCCCAAUUCCCUUCAUCACCAUGAAAGGACUCACAUCGGAGAGAAACCCUAUGUAUGUAAGCAGUAUGGGAAAGCCUUCAGAACACAGAAUUCCCUUUAUCAUCAUGAAAGGACCCACACUGGAGAGAAGCCCUAUGGAUGUAAACAGUGUGGGAAAGCCUUCACGUUUUGCAGGUUCUUACAAAGACAUGAACGAAUUCACAGUGGGGAGAAAUCCUAUGUGUGUAAGCAUUGUGGGAAACUCUUUUCAUGUUUGAGCGAGGUUCAGAGGCAUGAACAUACACACACUGGAAUAAAGUCCUAUGUAUGUAGACAAUGUGGGAAAGCCUUCUCUAAAAACAGUUACCUGGAGUACCAUGAAAAGAUUCACACUGGAGAGAAGCCCUAUGGAUGUAAACAGUGUGGGAAAGCCUUCACUUUUUACAGUUCUCUUCAACGCCAUGAAAGAACUCACAAUGGAGAGCAACUAUAUGUGUGUAAGCCAUGUGGAAAAGCCUUCACUUUUUACAGUUCCCUUCAACAUCACAGAAGGAUUCACAGUGGAGAGAAGCCCUAUGUUUGUAGCCAGUGUGGUAAAGCCUUUACUCUCCACAGUUCCCUUCAGGACCAUGAGAGGUUCCAUAGUGGAGAGAAACCAUAUGUGUGCAGGCAAUGUGGCAAAGCCUUCACAUAUCACAGUUCCCUUUGGUACCACAAAAAGAUUCCCAGUGGAGAGAAACCUUACAGAUGUAAGCAGUGUGGGAAAGCCUUCUUGCAGUCCAGCUCCUUGCAGAGGCAUGAACAGAUUCACUCUGGAAUAAAUCCCUGUACUAAAGAGUGUGAAGCUGGGAGCUAG